Messenger RNA from Diversispora eburnea, 831 nucleotides. The record is from the annotation of a GenBank genome assembly. Lineage: Eukaryota; Fungi; Glomeromycota; Glomeromycetes; Diversisporales; Diversisporaceae.
AACGUCGAUACAGAUAAUGCAAGACAUCAAAUUUCGUUCGAAAAUACUGAAAUUUCUGAGACCGGUGGUUCUGGAAAAAUCUCAUCUGAAAUAAGUAUAUUAAAUAAGCCUGAAGUAUCCAAUUCAGAGAAAUUACUAGAAACUGAGAAAAAUAUUGCAACAAUGGGGUGGUCAAAAAUUAUUUCACCUUGUUCACGGGCACGAGAAUUUUCAGAGGAUCUUUUUGCAGAUAAUAAUAAACUUUUUUGCAAGUUUUGUAAUAUAAGUAUUGGCUGGCAAAAUAAGGCUACUAUUACUACACAUAUAAAUUCAAAAGCUCACAAAGAUUCCUGCCGUUCAUACGUCGCUGCCAAUCGUAAUGACCGUCAACAGUCUCUUCAUGCCACAAUGGUGGUCGCAGAUAGGAGAAAACAAAUAAUUUAUGAUUUAGGUGGUUCUAUUUCUUUAGCUGAUAGUAUUCGAAAACAUCAUUUAAGUGAUAUUUUUGAGCAGCAUUAUGAACAACUUUGUGGAAUAUUUUGUGGUAAACCAGUUUCUAUUAUAAUUGAUGAAACUACAGACAAAAAAACCCAUAGUGUAAUUAAUACACUUUUUAGUUAUCAAGGUCAAACAAAAUUAAUUUCAAUUGAUUUUAUAUCUCAAGUGAAUAAUGUUACAGUAGAUUUAACAGCUUAUAUGAAAAAAUCUAUUAGAGAAAUUUUACAACCCGUAAUGCCACAAAUUCAACAUAAUACAUAUUAUAUUUCAACUAAUUCUGAUAACAGUUUAAAUUCUCAAGAUACUCAACAAUUAACUUUACGAUUUAUGCCAUUACCUAAUACAACAAGAUAG